CCUCGUCCCGUGUCCCCUGUGUCUCUGCUGUGUAGGUUUGACGCUCCGUUAGCCAGCAUGCUAACGGAGCGCCGGCGGACGGUGAGGAGACAGUAUGAGGCAGCGCAGCAGAGGAGAGCCCUGCAGGACACCACCAACCAUCACCGUGAUACUAAGGACACCGUCAGCCCAUUGCCCGACACCGUCCCUUCCGUGUUGAUGCUGCCGGGACGGGUGGUGUCCGUCCUUCACCUGGACCCCGCUCAGAAACAGCAGCUACAGCAGCAGAUACAGCAGCAUGUGCAGCUGCUGACUCAGGUUCACCUGCUGAGUCGCCGUGUGGACGCUCUGAACCAUGAAGCCUCCGUCAGCAAACACUACCUGGAGGAGCUGCAGCUGUUCUCGAGCCGGCAGGACCAGGUUUUCCUGCCCAGCAGCUUCAGGGUGUGUAACCUGCAGGGGGCACUGGAUCUCCUGCGGGAAGUGGAGCAGAGGGCGGAGCCUCGUGUUCCUCCACCUCCUGUUCCUGCUGCCGCCUCCAGACGCAUGCUCCCUACCAUGAGUCCUGCUACCAACAGUAAGGAAACAAGGCUUCAUCAGGCAGACCCUG
Etheostoma cragini (Arkansas darter) is the source of this 589-nucleotide messenger RNA. RefSeq names its product GON-4-like protein. Gene Ontology annotation, biological process: regulation of DNA-templated transcription. The record is from RefSeq and is a predicted model, not a curated record. The transcript is spliced from 3 exons. The annotation marks the transcript as partial. NCBI's taxonomy places the organism in Eukaryota, Metazoa, Chordata, Actinopteri, Perciformes, Percidae. Gene Ontology annotation, molecular function: transcription coregulator activity. Gene Ontology annotation, cellular component: nucleus.